UAGUGGGAUGAGAUGGCAUGUGUUUUAAAAAACAAAAACAACUAACUAACGUAGUGUAUGGUGGAGUAGAGAGUAGAAGGUGGUGGUGGUGUAUUAUGUUUGAGGAUCAGUUUUCUGAAGAAAUGGGCGUCGAGCAGCAGCAAAACGCGGGCGUUUUGCGGUCUAUGCUACCGGACCAGCCUUCUCCUUCUCCAAAAUCUCCUCCGCCUUCCACCUCCGUCUUCCUCCGCCUGCAGCGCCACCACCACUUCUCCGACUCCCCCAAUAAUAAUUCCAACUUCCUCCACCUCCAAACCUCCAACAACAACAACUCCGACUCCUCCACCAACUGGCUGUCUCCCACCGCCGACGUUAAGAAGCACGGUGAAGGCGAAUUCGAAGGCGCAGGAGGGAGCAGUAGUAGUAGUAGUUGGGUGAGGGAGAAGUGCAAGGCCGACCUUCUGAACCACCCUCUCUACGAUCAAUUGCUGUCGGCUCACGUGUCCUGCCUCAGAAUCGCCACGCCCGUUGACCAGCUCCCCAGAAUCGACGCCCAGCUUGCUCAGUCCCAAAACGUCGUCGCUAACUACUCCUCCCUUCUCGCCCACCCCCAACCUCCCCUAGACGAUAAAGACCUUGAUCAAUUUAUGACACAUUAUGUUAUGUUGCUGUCUUCCUUUAAAGAACAACUACAACAACAUGUCCGAGUCCACGCUAUGGAAGCUGUGAUGGCCUGCUGGGAACUUGAGCAGUCCCUGCAGAGCUUAACAGGGGUAGCGCCAGGUGAAGGAACGGGUGCAACAAUGUCUGAUGAUGAGGAUGAUCUGCAGGCGGAUAGUGACACCAACAACUUGUUUUUUGAUGGAGGAGCAGACACCAUGGGCUUUGGACCUCUGGUGCCUACUGAAACUGAGAGGUCACUUAUGGAGAGGGUGAGACAAGAACUUAAGCAUGACCUCAAACAGGGGUACAAGGAAAAGAUAGCAGACAUCAGAGAGGAAAUUAUGCGGAAAAGAAGAGCAGGGAAGCUGCCUGGUGAUACUACAUCUCUCUUAAAAGCAUGGUGGCAAUCGCAUUCUAAAUGGCCUUAUCCAACCGAGGAAGACAAAGCAAGAUUAGUACAAGAAACUGGCUUGCAACUCAAACAGAUUAACAAUUGGUUCAUCAACCAAAGGAAAAGAAAUUGGCAUACCAAUCCUUCUUCUUCAUCUUCUUCUUCUCACAAGACCAAACGCAAGAGUGCAGCUGAAAAAUCCAGCACCGAGCAUUUCAUGUGACAACGAGAUAGAUCCAACAAAACAAAACAUAUUCCGUCUGUUUUUCUAUCCAAAACUACUUAAAGCAGAGCAAAGCAGAGCAUACAAGAUUCAAGAACCAAGCAUUACGCCACUGCUCACUUGUUUUCAGUUCACCAAAGGUUUGGCAAAAGUAAAAUUAAACCACAGGUUCAUCAAUUCUAGUUGACUAGAUUAUGCUCGUGUCGUGUCCAGAAUAUAUAUAUAGAUUUAUGGGGGAUUUCACUGGGGUACCAUGUUUUUUUGUUAGCACAAGUAGGAGGUGUAGAUUAUGGUUAGGGGCUCCAGCUAGUUUAUAUAAUAAUAAUACUACUAAUGUACUGCAUCAACAAUAUAAACCUUGCUACUUUAUUAAGUUGAGAUGAGAUGGCACAUAAACUGUUUUA
Ipomoea nil (Japanese morning glory) is the source of this 1660-nucleotide messenger RNA. RefSeq names its product homeobox protein knotted-1-like LET12. NCBI's taxonomy places the organism in Eukaryota, Viridiplantae, Streptophyta, Magnoliopsida, Solanales, Convolvulaceae. The transcript is spliced from 4 exons. Gene Ontology annotation, molecular function: DNA binding. The record is from RefSeq and is a predicted model, not a curated record. Gene Ontology annotation, biological process: regulation of DNA-templated transcription. Bases 18 to 1256 code for a protein of 412 amino acids. Gene Ontology annotation, cellular component: nucleus.